Molecule: messenger RNA, 4722 nt
Organism: Oldenlandia corymbosa var. corymbosa
Lineage: Eukaryota; Viridiplantae; Streptophyta; Magnoliopsida; Gentianales; Rubiaceae
Source: the annotation of a GenBank genome assembly
AUGGAAGGAUUAAUUAGUGCCAGGGUGAUUCCAGUUCGUCCACAUUGUAUACAACAGAAUCCUCUCUGUAGGCUACAUCCAUUCCCACUUCCAAGAAUGAAGACCAUUGGCACCUUUAGUAAUGGUAAAUCUCUCGCAAUGGGGAAUUCCAAACCAUUCCCUCCCUUAAAUGCUUCUGUUCAGCCCGUGGAGGUCCCACAAGGGGGUCACUUUGAUAACACAUUGCCGUCAAAAGAGGUCCUUGAGGUUUGGCGCAAUGCCGAUGCUGUGUGCUUUGAUGUGGACAGUACAGUGUGCCUAGAUGAGGGCAUUGAUGAACUUGCUGAGUUUUGUGGAGCUGGACAGGCUGUUGCAGAAUGGACUGCUAGGGCAAUGAGUGGUUCUGUUCCUUUCGAGGAGGCCUUGGCUGCAAGGUUGUCCCUAUUUAACCCAUCACUCUCCCAGCUUCAGGACUUCCUUCAAAAGCGACCACCGCGAAUUUCUCCUGGGAUUGAUGAGCUAGUCAAGAAGUUGAAGGCUAAGAGUAUUGAUGUAUACUUAAUCUCAGGAGGCUUUCGUCAAAUGAUCAAUCCUGUUGCGUCAAUUCUCGGAAUUCCGCUUGACCAUAUUUUUGCCAAUCGACUUCUUUUUGGAAGUUCUGGAGAGUUUUUGGGAUUCGACAUAAAUGAACCAACUUCCAGGAGUGGAGGAAAAGCUACUGCUGUUCAGCAGCUAAAGAAUGUGAAGGGAUACAAAUCAAUGGUGAUGAUUGGGGAUGGUGCAACUGAUCUCGAGGCUCGCCAGCCAGGAGGUGCGGACAUUUUCAUUUGUUAUGCUGGGGUUCAACUUCGGGAGAAGGUUGCAUCUAGUGCUGAUUGGCUGGUGUUCAAUUUCAAGGACCUGAUUAAUACAUUAUCCUGCACUAUGGAGACUCUGAACAGCUACUGGCAGUUUGGUGAUGAUCUUCGAGGACAGGCUAAAGUUUCAGAGGAUCAAAAGUGGUUAGUGGCUGCUUCUAAGCUGGCUGAACAGACUAGGUUGAAGGGUGAGCGACGUAAUAAUCUCGAUCUCUCUAAAACCCCCGGUGAAAUGAGGCCUAGGCAUUACGUUGUUGGAUUUCAGGAAGAUAAUAAGUUCGAAACCCUUAACUUUAGCAUGUUGAAUUUGGAGACAAAAAUGAAUGACGGUUUCGGUAGAAAUCCUGCGGGGAAUGGGAUGUACAAUAUUAAUAUCAAUACUUUGUAUCCAAAGGCCAGUACCAACAACAUUGGAAAUAUCACUGGUACCGGCAAGUACAUUUUGAACAGCAGUAGCAAGGAACACAACAUUAAUGGGAUUAAUACUAACCACAGCAACAAUGAGAGCAUGAAUGCAAACUUGACUGAUAAAAGAUUCAAGACGCUGCCUGCUGCCGAGACACUCCCUAGGAAUGAGGUUCUUGGGGGAUACAUCUUUGUUUGUAACAAUGACACCAUGCAGGAAGAUCUAAAGCGCCAACUCUUCGGUCUACCACCUAGAUACAGAGACUCUGUGAGGGCCAUAACCCCAGGCUUACCUCUGUUUCUUUACAAUUACACUACUCAUCAGUUGCACGGUAUAUUUGAGGCAUCAACUUUUGGGGGUUCCAACAUUGAUCCUACAGCUUGGGAAGAUAAGAAAUGUAAAGGCGAGUCCAGAUUCCCUGCACAGGUGAGAAUCCGCAUCAGGAAACUCUGCAAACCUCUGGAGGAAGAUGCUUUUAGACCAGUCUUGCAUCAUUAUGAUGGUCCCAAGUUUCGUCUUGAGUUGUCUGUGCCCGAGACCUUGGACUUGCUGGACCUCUGCGAGCAAGCAGGUUUGCUGUGCCGGGAUGUUCAAAAUGCUUUUCACGAUUUUCCAAAAAAGCGCAAGCUUGGUGGGGAGAAGUAUUUCGCGCGUUUCGAGGUUUUAAGGCCGGCCGGAACGCAACUUUAUUACCCUCACCCGGGCGUCUUGAGUGACAGAGAGGCAGAGCUCAUAUUCAAAGUUCAAAAAUCCUCUCUUGAUUCCCUAAUUCCAUCUCUCUCUCGGCCUCUACCACAGUCAAGAGUACAAGUUUCAGGAUUCUUCUCCGGCCAAAGAAGAUACCCGAAACGGAUAAAAGAGAUGUUGGGAGUUAAUCGAUACAUUGUAAAGUUGAAGGACUUAAGCAGCUUUAGAAAUCGCCGAUCACUGAACUUCAUCGGCGUUGUGGUUGAGUACUCCGUUGCCCGUAGGAGUACCGGCACUGAUUACUGCACGAUACUGAAGAUAAUUGAUCAGCACCAACAGAGUCCGGAGUUGUGUGUUAACAUCUUUAUGAGAAGCAUAGAUCAACUUCCUCAUAUCCGUGCCCACAAAGACAUUAUUCUCCUUUGUGAUUUUAAGGUUGAAUCCUUUAAUGACACUGAUUGUGCUGUGUAUGACCACAAGAAGUCUUCAUUUGCAUUGUUUGAUGGAGAUGUUACCAAUGAUUUCACCCCGUAUCAAGCCUCUCCAACAUUUUACUUGGCACCCUCAGAUGCUGAAUUUGUUAGACGCUUGAGGAACUGGUCCCACAUUACCCCUUUUGAUGCUGGCAUCAGUAAUUAUGCUGUAUCAUUAAAAGACCUCGGAGGACGUGAUUUCAUUGAUUUAGUGUGCAAGGUUUUGCAUGUUUCUGAAGUAUCCAGUGGCAAAUGGAUGUUAUUCGUGUGGGAUGGGACAGAUAUUCCUGCUCUAGAAUUUAGCACAAAGCUUGGAGCUGAUGAGUUGAAUCCAGUACCACUACAAGUUGAACCGAUGAUUUUGCCUGCUAGUGUUCUGUCUAAGUUUCCUUGUAUUGGGACUGUGCUUAGAAUUGUGAUUGACGAAUGCUAUGAGAAUUUUGGUUGCCAUUUCAAAAUUGUGAACGGAUGGGUAAGAAUUCGGAAUCUUCACUGUAGAACUGUUUCUGGUUUGUGGAAAGGUGUUUGGACUGGAACAACUAAAGUUCGACAUUUGUCUGAAGAUGACAACAGUGUCACUGCAGUCAUGAGGAAGUAUACUGAAAGAUCAAUGAAUUACUUGCCCCCCCAUACUAGUUCUAAUCCAUUAACUGAUGUGGAAGAAAAUGUGCAAACUGGUUUUACAACCAUAAUGAAACUUCUCACGUCACCUGUGGUUCACGGAAAAGUUAAGUGCAUUGUCCGUUUUGUGGCUGUUCAUCCUUCAGAAGCAAAAGACAUAAUGUUACCUAAUGGAGAAUAUAGGAUGAUGAGGGUAACGGUAGAGGAUCCAACUGCAAGAAUCCAUGCAUCGCUGUCUUCAGAAGAUGCGGUUAUUUUCUUUGGAGGGCAUCCGGAAACUGGAGAAGUUGCUAACAAGAUGAGUAAGUUGCUUGGAAUCUCGGCAGAAACUGGGACGAACAGCAUGCGAAAUCCACCAUGGACUGAGUGCUGUGUUGGAUUCAGUUCGUUGGAUGAAAGUAAUGUUAUUGGAAGCAGGCACUGCUACGUGGCGUCGUUCCGUUCGCCUCGUUUUUCCGAUCAGCAGCCGCCUAUUCACCGGAGGAAGAGGAGAUUCCGAGUAUCAUUCUCCACUCUGGAAGCAGCAGCAUCCUCCUUGCCGGAGGUGUUUGAAUUUCGUAAUUUGGAUGCUGAUGACUUUAGGCAUCCACUUGACAGACAGAACACCCUACUUCUCAGGGCAAUUCCUGGUUUGAAGGACAUUGGAAAAGCUCUGUUGGGAACUGUUGCUGAACAAGUCAUGCUCUUGGAGAACAUUGCAACUUCUAUUCUUGUUACUGAAAGCCAGCUCCCAGAACUUUAUUCCUUGAUGAAUCAGGCCUCCAAAAUUUUGAAUAUUGAAGCUCCUGACCUGUACGUGCGUCAAAGUCCUGUUCCCAAUGCUUACACCCUCGCUGUCAGUGGUAAAAAACCAUUCAUUGUUGUUCACACAAGCCUCAUUGAGCUCCUUACGAGAAAGGAGUUGCAGGCUGUCUUAGCUCACGAGUUGGGUCAUCUGAAAUGUGACCACGGUGUUUGGCUGACAUUUGCAAAUCUUUUAACCCUUGGUGCCUACAAUGUUCCAGGUUUUGGUGGUCUAAUAGCCCAAAGGUUAGAAGAACAACUCUUCCGCUGGCUUCGAGCAGCAGAACUCACCUGCGAUCGCGCAGCUCUUCUUGUUGCUCAAGAUCCAAAGGUGGUCAUCUCUGUUCUCAUGAAAUUAGCCGGUGGUUGCCCCUCUUUGGCUGAUCAACUAAACGUGGAUGCGUUUUUGGAGCAAGCUCGAUCUUAUGACAAGGCUUCUUCAAGCCCGGUUGGGUGGUAUAUAGCACCAGGCAACUUUCACAUCCUCUUCCUGUUUUACGUGCACGAGAAAUUGAUGAAUGGUCAAGAAGUCCAGAGUACAAAGAUAGCUGGAGCCAUAAGCGGGGGAAUUGAGGAUAUAAUCAGUUCGUUUACAAAUCGAUGCUUGCUGUAUAUUCAUGGAAGCUCUUGUGCUGAAACUUGGAUCAGUAGUUUUCUUCAGCUUAUUGGUUUACUUAGCAACUUGAUGUUCAAAAACACAUCUGGUCCUGAAGUCAGCCCUCAAUCAUUUUGCCCCUUACGAAAGGUGAAAACUGGUGUGUUCAUGCAAGUGCUAGUCUCUCAGAAAUGUUUGGCCACAGAUAGGAUGAGAGAAAACGAGCAAGUUCUGUCAGAAAAUUUUUCGGCUGUUUUAGAUUUGGAGCCAAGUCUCGUUAUGAAUGAGAAAAGUGCUGUGGAAAAACCAGUUGCACCUUAG